Messenger RNA from Nelumbo nucifera (sacred lotus), 1107 nucleotides. RefSeq lists its product as uncharacterized. NCBI's taxonomy places the organism in Eukaryota, Viridiplantae, Streptophyta, Magnoliopsida, Proteales, Nelumbonaceae. The record is from RefSeq and is a predicted model, not a curated record. Gene Ontology annotation, biological process: lipid metabolic process. Gene Ontology annotation, molecular function: lipase activity.
AUGGCACAGAUCAUCUCCCCGGAAUUUGGUCUUGUUUCGUCUGCUACAGUAAUCAUUGUUUUGUCUAUGGUUACUUACUCUCUAAGUCUCCAUAUCGUCCAACUCCAACCCAAGAAUGAGACAGUCCCGGCUCUGCUAGUGUUUGGAGAUUCGAUUAUGGAUACAGGCAACAACAACUACAUAGUCUCGUUGGCCAAGUGCAAUUUCUCUCCUUACGGGAGGGACUUCGUAGGAGGGAUACCCACUGGAAGGUUUAGCAAUGGAAAGGUUCCCUCCGACUUCUUAGCUGAAGGAUUUGGAGUGAAGGAGCUUUUGCCACCUUAUCUCGACCCCGACUUACAAACUCAAGAUCUUAUUACCGGCGUAAACUUUGCUUCGGGUGGUGCUGGAUAUGAUCCUCUCACAUCUCAAAUAGAGACGGCCAUAUCAUUAUCGAAACAGUUGAAAUUGUUCAAGGAAUAUAUUGGAAAAUUAAAGGAAGCAGUGGGAGAGGAGAGAACAGCAACCAUACUGUCCGAGAGCAUAUACAUUAUGUGUGUAGGGAGCAACGACGUUACCAUUAACUACUUUUUUGCACCAUUCCGGAGACCAAAUUAUGAUGUCUCUGCCUUCACCGAUCUCUUGCUUCAAUUUGCUUCUACUUUCCUACAGGAACUGUAUGGCCUUGGGGCAAGAAGAAUUGGUGUAUUCAACAUUCCACCCAUUGGAUGUGUUCCAUCUCAGAGAACCCUYGCUGGAGGAAAACACAAAGACUGCGUAGACAAUUUGAACCAAGCAGMUGAGAUGUUCAACGCUAAGCUAUCUUCUGAAUUAAUCUCUCUCACUAACAAGCUAUCACAUUCAACCCUUGUGUAUAUUGAUGUCUACUCUUCUUUACUUGACAUCAUUCAAAGGCCUCAAGAUUAUGGGUUUGAAGAGAUAAGCAAAGGAUGUUGUGGUACAGGGAAGAUAGAAGCAACGAUACUGUGCAAUGAUUUAUCCCCUUUUACAUGUAAAAAUGCCUCGAAGUACUUAUUUUGGGAUAGUUUCCAUCCCACCGAGGCAGGCUACAAGGCCCUCUUCACUAUCUUCAUGAAGAACUAUUUCAGAAAGUUCUUUCAAAGCUAA